Mya arenaria is the source of this 654-nucleotide messenger RNA. RefSeq lists its product as uncharacterized. The transcript is spliced from 2 exons. Lineage: Eukaryota; Metazoa; Mollusca; Bivalvia; Myida; Myidae. Bases 1 to 654 code for a protein of 217 amino acids. The record is from RefSeq and is a predicted model, not a curated record.
AUGAAGCUCUGCCUGAUGCUGGUGUGCCACUCACUGCUCCAGCUACUGGCGAACGUCAGAGGAGACAUUUCAGUCCAAGACUACAGCAAGUACACGGGAAGUUCCGCUAUCACCGGGACCAGCUUAGGGAAGACGUCCGCACGCUCGGUAGUCCGCUGCAGCACGUUGUGCUCGCGUCACGAAGAGGAGAAGGGGGAACGUUGCCAUGCUGCUCGCUACCAUGGUGAAACACGUGCCUGUGAAUUGAUGUCACGUAGUGGAGAGGGGGCGGAGGAAUGGCUCGUGGACGGACAAUGGAACAUUUAUGUUAUCCAGGGCGUUGCUGCGUGUGGCGAGGGCUGGCACGCGUACGAAACUUCCUGUUACUAUGUCUCAAAUCAGGCAGCAGUGGAUUGGUACACGGCUCGGGAUAGUUGUAUACAGAUGGGCGCGACACUAGCCGUCAUUACUACCCUGGGCGAGAAUGGCUUCCUGAAAGGUCUUCUGGAGUCCGUGUACGGAUCACACUACUAUUGGCUUGGGGCUAAUGACGUGCUUCAAGAAAGCGUGUUUAAAUGGGAGACGGGGGAAGAUUGGGCUUCACUGCUUGGGCAGUGGCCCCUUGGGUACAACCCCUCGGGUAUUCUGGGUACAACUGCCUGGGUAUCUGGGUGA